CCCGCUCUUUUCUUUAUCACGGCUCAUGGCGGGGGGCGAGGAGAACGGCCGAGAGGGCAGCUGCGAGGAGCGUCUUACCCCUUCUCGUGAGCCGCCGGAGCAGCUCGCUCAGGGGCGCCCCGAGGAGCAGCCCCAGCUCAGCCCGCCUGGCCAGGAGGACCACGAGGAGGAGGAGGGCGAAGGGGAAGAGGAGUCACAGCGCUCAGAGGAUCGGUUUGAGGGAGUUUUGGAUGAAGACACUGCAGCUGAGGGGCUCCACAGACUGGGCUGCUCAGCCCCUGGCCUUGAAUACGUUUAUCUCGAUCUAUUCCUCUCAGGUCGUGAGUUAAGGGACGUCCAAAUCCUCUGUGGAUUUGUCCACCUGCAGAAACUGGACCUUUCCUACAAUAAAAUUAAUGAUCUUUCUUGUGUCAGUCACAUGCCUUAUUUGCUAGAGCUGGACGCUUCCCACAAUGAACUGACUGAGUGUUUCGGGUUCAAACCACCAAAAAACCUCAAGGAAGCGGAUUUUUCGUACAAUCAAAUCUCUAAAAUGCAAGAUUUGUCAGCAUACCAGUGCCUUACUAAACUCUUCCUGGAUUUUAAUAAUAUCAGGGAAAUCAAAGGACUGGAGAAGUGUCACAGCCUGACCCACCUGAGUUUGUCCCACAACAGCCUCAGGGCCAUCAGCGGCCUGGAGAACCUGCCCCUCAGGAUCCUCAAUUUGGGCUUCAACCAGAUUGAGAAGGCGACUGGGCUGGAGAGCUUGAAAACUCUACAGAAGCUGGACCUGUCCAGCAAUAAAAUAACCAGUUUACAAGGCUUGCAGGGACAUGAUCUGCUGGAGACCGUCAACCUGGAGGAUAACCAGGUUGCUGAGCUGCCUGAGCUCAAGUGGAUUGAAGAUCUGCCCCUCCUCCGAGUUCUCAACCUUUUAAAAAACCCUCUGCAGGAACAAGCAGAUUAUUGGCUCUCGGCGAUUUUCGCGGUGCUCCAAGUCACGGAGCUGGACCUCAAGAAGGUUGCAGUGAAAGAAAAGGUUGCUGCUGUGAAUAAAUAUGAUCCUCCUCCCGAAGUUGUUGCUGCAGAUGAUCACAGGUCUCUGGUGCUAUACCACAUGAUGCAGCCCCAGAAAAUCCUGCACAGCACUUUGCCUGGCCUGGACUCUUCCUACCCCAUGCUGGUGUUGGUGGGCCCCGUGUCCUGUGGGAAGAGGGAACUCACUCAUAAGAUCUGCAGGCAGUUCAACAAUUUCUUCAGAUUCGGUCCCUGUCACACCACCAGGAGACCUUAUUUUGGGGAAGAAAACAGGCUGGAUUAUUAUUUCAUCUCUCAAGAAGCAUUUAAGGAAAUGGUGGAAUCAGGGAGGUUUCUAACAACCUAUAAAUACAGUGACCACCACUAUGGAUUGGGAAGAGACACUUUGGAAUCCAUUGCCAGGGAGGGGCUCGGGACCUGCGUUCACUUGGAAAUCGAGGGUGUGAGGAGCUUGAAGUGCACCUACUUUAAACCCAGGUAUGUCCUGGUGGUGCCCACGGACAAGGAGAAAUACGAGACACAUCUGAGGAGGACAGGAUUGUUCAGCAGGCCAGAGAUUGCAGAGGCAGUUUCCAGAGUGGACAUGUACCUCCAAAUCAGCCAGGAUUCCCCAGGGUACUUUGAUGCAGUCAUCAACACGGACGACCUGAAUGAGGCAUUCACGGAGCUGAGUCUCCUCAUGAAGAUGUUCCUGAACUUGGAGCUCCCUGCAGCCUUUGAUGACAUCCAGGACACCAGAAGCAGAGCAGGCUCAAGAACUCAGCUCUUGUCCCCAGGUGGAGUGAUUCGUUCUCCAUCUGUCAGUGACCUCUUGGACUCUCCUACCAAAAAAUAUCCCAGAGCCUUCUUGGACCUGGAGGCUGCACCUCCAGGCUCUGUGGAAGAAGCUUCUCUCCGAAGACGUUUUUCCACGGCACGUCAGGCCCUGUCCUGGAAAGCACCUCCUGCCCCUCUCCAGCUGCUUCCCAGGUAACCCAGAGGGAUCUCAGCCAAAUUCCUUGGAAUUACAGGGAAAAAGAGCCUGUCUAAGGUUACUUCUCCUCUGAAUGAUUAGAAACUGUCUGGGAUUGCAGCUCUAUUCCCUGCCACUUUUAAAUCCCAAAUAAAUCACGGACCAACUUGGCUUUUGACUUGGGAGCACACUGGGAACGGAGGAGGCAGAGCCAGCCACGAGUAACUUGUCU
Molecule: messenger RNA, 2201 nt
Organism: Manacus vitellinus (golden-collared manakin)
Lineage: Eukaryota; Metazoa; Chordata; Aves; Passeriformes; Pipridae
Gene: LRGUK
Product: leucine rich repeats and guanylate kinase domain containing
Exons: 17
Coding region: 26-1990 (654 amino acids)
Cellular component (GO): cytosol
Molecular function (GO): GMP kinase activity; protein binding
Source: RefSeq, a predicted model, not a curated record